This is a messenger RNA of Clunio marinus, 1829 nucleotides long. The record is from the annotation of a GenBank genome assembly. NCBI's taxonomy places the organism in Eukaryota, Metazoa, Arthropoda, Insecta, Diptera, Chironomidae.
UCUUGAAAAAUAAGAAGACCAAAAAAAAACAAUCUGCUUUGAAUAAUUUUUCUCUCCCAAAAAGAGUUUUCAAAAUAUAAAAUAUCCUAUUGUAAGUGAAGAAAAACUGCUGAGCUAAUUGAACAAUAGAUCGAACUUCGCCAUAUUUUUGUUCUUUGUUUCAUUGAAUGGUUGCGUGUUAUAAGAAUGGGAUGAAAAUCAGAAACUAUUCCAAAGUUGUGUGUUGACAAAGCAUACGAAUGAAUUAAUUCGCCUUCGAAAUUCGAAUAACGAAGAGAAAAAAGAUUAACCAAGUGAAAAUAGAAGUGAUGAGAAAAUUGUCAAAAACGGAAAACUCAUUAGAGACCUUGAGUCAAUAUUUAGCCUUAGUGACUUUUACUUUGACUUUGUGUAGAAACAAAAAUUAUGUUUUAGCAUAAAGCUUUAAUUGUAGUAGUAUUUGUUUAUCUAUUAUGCUCACAAAUUGUAAAGUUUUACGUAUCUUCUAUGUACAAAAUAUAUGUCAAUAAAAAACAUAGUGCUUAUGUACUCGGUAUGUUUGUGCCGUUUGCUUGAAGAGGAAGAAAAGUGUUACUUCUUUAUUUCACUUCUUUUGUCUUCUUUUUCUACUCGUUCGCUUUACAUUGAGCUCAUUCGAUUACUCGCUUAUGGAGAGAAGCGACGUACGUAGUAACAAGUUGACGUCGUACGAUAAAGAUCGAAUGAGUUAAUGAAACUCAAAAUUAGUUAGAACGUUUAUUUCCGAAGUCAAGGAAAGCAAAACGAAAAAGAAAAAAAGAUAAAUAAAAGUUCGGUGGUGACAACAUAACUCCGAAAUAUAUUUUCUCACCACAAAAUCGAUCAAUAUUUAAUAGAAUAAAAUGAGUAGCCCAGUACAAGGCAAAAGACGGAUGGACACUGACGUCAUUAAACUAAUCGAAUCAAAGCAUGAGGUGACUAUACUUGGUGGGCUGAACGAGUUUUGUGUGAAGUUUUAUGGUCCCGUAAAUACGCCAUAUGAAGGAGGUGUUUGGAAGAUACGUGUUCACCUUCCCGAACAUUAUCCAUUCAAAUCGCCAUCGAUAGGUUUUAUGAAUAAAGUUUACCAUCCAAAUAUCGAUGAAGUGUCUGGCACAGUAUGCCUCGAUGUGAUAAAUCAAAAUUGGACAGCUUUAUACGACUUAUCAAACAUCUUUGAAUCAUUUUUGCCACAAUUACUGACCUACCCCAAUCCGGUUGAUCCGCUGAAUGGGGAUGCUGCUUCGUUAUAUCUUCACAAGCCAGAAGAAUAUAAGAAAAAAGUUUCAGAUUAUGUUCGACGCUUUGCAACAGAAGAAGCUCUUCGUGGAGCAGCGAAAAAUGAUGACAGCUCUGACAGUGAUCUUUCCGACUUUAGUGACGAUGAAACUAAAGACAUGGAGCUUUAAUGCCACAAGAAUGUUUUAGAUUUAAAUUACGACACAAAAACAACAACUACAAAAAGAAGCAAAAUGCGAUAUUUUCAUGAUAAAUUUAAAUUAUUAUAAUUAGCGAUUUUUUUCUCUCUAUUUCUAUAUAUAAAUACGUUUUCUCCUUCAUUCUUGAUAUCUCUUGUCCUUUUAAAUCGAUCUUUAACUCCGCUCCGUAAAGAAAAUUUCUUCGACGUUAAAUCGCAAAGUAAAUUGAAAAUCAAUUAAGAUUGUUAAGUUAAGAGAAAUUUAAAGCUUUUCGAAGGAAUUAUUAAUGUUUUAGACAUUCUUAUAUUUGAAUCAAAUGAUCAUACAAAUCAUUAACUAAUCUUCAUUUAAUCAUAAGUUUUUAGAAUGGUAAAGAAAGCAGCAAGUCAAGUCAUUUUUUAAAGUAAAUAUGAA